AGCAACGGAUUGACAGAAUCAUCGUUCUGUGGAGAGGUGGCUGCCGCGUAAGAAAAAUGUUUCGCAACCAGUACGACAACGAUGUCACCGUCUGGAGUCCUCAGGGACGUAUUCAUCAGAUCGAGUAUGCCAUGGAGGCAGUGAAGCAAGGGUCAGCUACAGUGGGGCUUAAAUCCCGCACCCAUGCAGUCCUUGUGGCUCUUAAGAGGGCUCAGUCAGAGCUGGCUGCUCAUCAGAAAAAAAUACUCCAUGUUGACAACCACGUGGGGAUCUCCAUUGCUGGCCUCACCGCUGAUGCGCGGCUUCUCUGUAACUUCAUGCGUCAGGAGUGCCUCGACUCUAGGUUUGUGUUUGAUCGGCCUCUUCCUGUUUCCCGGCUGGUCUCGUUGAUUGGAAGCAAAACCCAGAUUCCUACACAGCGAUAUGGGAGGAGACCCUAUGGUGUUGGCCUGCUCAUUGCUGGCUAUGAUGAUAUGGGGCCUCACAUCUUUCAAACCUGUCCUUCAGCCAACUAUUUUGACUGCAAAGCCAUGUCCAUUGGAGCCCGCUCCCAGUCUGCACGCACCUACCUGGAGCGCAAAAUGGAUGAGUUCCCUGAUUGCAGUCUGAAUGAGUUGGUUCAGCAUGGCCUCCGUGGUUUGAGAGAGACCCUGCCCGCAGAGCAGGACCUCACCACAAAGAAUGUGUCCAUUGGGAUUGUUGGCAAGGACAUGGAGUUUACCAUCUACGAUGACGACGAUGUUGCACCAUUCCUUGAAGGCCUUGAGGAGAGGCCCCAGAGAAAGGUUGCCCAGCCAGCGGAGGAAGCUGCAGCAGAGAAGCCAGAUGAGCCCAUGGAGCACUGAGCUGUGCCUCUGACUAUGAGAGCUUUUACUGUCCCACUUGCCCUCUGUGUUGAAAACUGGGCUCCAAAACGCACUCUGCCAUUUUAGUGUGGCAAACAAAAUGGAAAGAAUAGUAAUGUUAAGGAAAUGGCAAUGAUUUUUUUUUCUACAGAGUAGUUGUUUUCUAUCUGUACACUUGUACGUUUCAAUGAGAGCAGAAAUGGGGGAAAAAUAAACAUUAAAGUACUUAAUCUCUAAA
Molecule: messenger RNA, 1083 nt
Organism: Megalops cyprinoides (Indo-Pacific tarpon)
Lineage: Eukaryota; Metazoa; Chordata; Actinopteri; Elopiformes; Megalopidae
Gene: psma1
Product: proteasome 20S subunit alpha 1
Exons: 10
Coding region: 57-845 (262 amino acids)
Biological process (GO): ubiquitin-dependent protein catabolic process
Cellular component (GO): proteasome core complex; proteasome core complex, alpha-subunit complex; nucleus
Source: RefSeq, a predicted model, not a curated record